Molecule: messenger RNA, 2490 nt
Organism: Penicillium antarcticum
Lineage: Eukaryota; Fungi; Ascomycota; Eurotiomycetes; Eurotiales; Aspergillaceae
Product: DUF3433 domain-containing protein
Exons: 2
Coding region: 1-2490 (829 amino acids)
Source: RefSeq, a predicted model, not a curated record
AUGUCGACCCCGGCGAGAAACUUCAGCCUGCGCAACGUGAAUACCAGCAAGCCCCAGCUUCACCGAAUGGACUCUCAACAAUCUAUUGCUGCAUCAGACGACUAUUAUUCUUUCUCAGACAGAGAAGCUUCCUCGAGUCCAGAUAGUCGAGUUACAGUGAGACGAUUCCAAACUCCAGACUCUCGACCAUCUUCUCGAGGCCACUCUCCAACUAUGCCACAUCCCUUUCCCAUGGGGGAGUCGAGCCAACCUGUCCAAGAAGGUCAUGGGUCACCAAGUCCACCAACAUCUAGCACUGUCCGCUUCGGAGAGGACAGAGUCGCUCGUAUUAGUGUCAAAUCAGAUGCCACAGGAUCCGAUGAGACUGCUCGCCGUGUGCCCAGCGACUAUGCAGGACCAGCCCCAACCCCAGGCUUGGAUGACUCCCCAUACGUCAGGUUUGCAAUAGAUCAGCUCACCCAGGACAGGGCUCGGGGAGUUUCAAGACAGGACUCUUUUUCUACCGCGACUACAGGAGAUGAAUAUCCAAAUAAUCAGCUGGUAUGGGACGAGGGACUGGGCUACUUUACCCGGACAAGGACGCCUUUGAGAACACCCAUUCGACAUGAAACGCCUCCAGUCAGACCAAACUAUACAUCUCCUUCACCACAAGCUUUACCCCAACGACCUGUCUCCGUAGACCCUGAGUCUUUUGUUGCCGUUGAGUCCCCAGAGCAGAGCUUGCUAUAUCCACCCUUGAACUAUUUGCCUAUGGUACUGAGGCCCUGGGCUUUAGCACUGACGAUAUUUUGCUGUCUGCUCAUGAUUGCCGGAGUUGUCUUCUGUAACAUUUGGUCUCAUCGUCGUCAGGGGAUCUGGGACUACCAGGGACAAGGUGGCGGGCAUUACUUCGUGCUGCAGUUCCUACCACAAAUCCUCGCUGCACCGAUCAUCGUCUGGUCCUUCGUCAUUCAAGCUGCAGUAUAUCGCACAGCACCUUUCUCCAUGAUGUCAGCUGAACGACAAAAGGGCCUGGUUAUGCAAGCAUUGCCUAUCCUCUCGAAAAGCUUUGUCUUGCCCGAUUUCUCCCAUUUCAAACAUGGUGAACCAUUGUUCGGUUUCUCCUUGUUCACGAUUUGGCUGCACAACUUCUUCGCAAUUCCUCUUCUCAGCUGUCUAUUCCAGGCAAAGUACUACAUAAUUGACGGAGAAGGUGUCUGGAGAUGGGCCUCUGUUGAGUCUGUGGGCUGGACCUUGGUUGCAUUAUAUGGUGUUCUCACAAGUGGCUUGGUCUUACUGUUUCUGCGCUUCCUUCACAGCUGGUCCGGUCUGAUGUGGGAUCCCGUAAGCCUGGCAGAUCUCAUCUCGCUGAUCCAACGAUCAAAUAUUCUCCAUGACUUUGAGCGAUCUGAAACUCUUCCGACAGUGCGAGACUCGCUUGAUCCUCGUGUUCUUCGACUCGGAUACUGGAGACUGUCGAGCAAGCCCGAGGUCUUCUACGGAAUCGGAGAGGUUGACGCCCCAGUUCGCACUCCUUCUCUUCACCAAACCGGCAAGAGCAGAGAGAAGCAGCCACACGGCCUUGCCAAGGUGAACGUCGAUCUCGAACACCAAGGAGCAUUCGCCAACGAUCAAUCUGAUAACUCCCUCUACUCGCCAUUCGCCCGCUACCGCUGGACCCCGUGGUUCCUGCGCAAAGUUUCAGUCUUCAUCUGGGUUGUGAUUGUGUUCGCCUUGCUGAUUGCCUUUGUCGCCGUCAGCUUUAUCAACAACGCGAUCAAGGGCGGCUUCCCACCAAAACUCCCAACCCUUCCCUCAACAAACGCAUUCUCCUCCUCAAACUUCCUCUACAGCUUUAUUCCCGCCCUAAUCGGCAAUGUUCUUUUCCUCGUCUGGCAACCAAUCGACGUUUACUUCCGCGCCCUGCAACCCUACGUUGAACUCUCCUCUCCAAGUGGCGCAUCCGCCGAGAAAAGCAUCCUGCUCGCCUACCAAUCCCACUACCCAAUCCAAAUAACGGCCCUCGCCCUCCUAAACCGCCACUUCAAAGUCGCUUGGAUAUCAUUAAUGAGCUUGAUAUCCCUGGGAAUUCCUAUCCUCGCCGGCGGUGUCUUCAUCGCCCUCUGGUACCCCUCUCACGACGACAUUCGAAUUUCCGCCUUAAUGCCAGCCUUCUACGCCCUAAUUGCAUUCUGCGCAUUAUAUGCCGUUUCCUUCCUGGCAAUUUGGCCGGGUCGCCGCCGCUAUCUGCCUCACGAUAUUACCACCCUGGCUGAUAUGAUGAGUUAUCUUUACCAAUCACCGCUUCUGUCGGACAAGAUCCUCCGCGAGCCGAGGAGUAAGACUGAUCUUGUUACCCGUCUUAUUGUUGCGCCGCCAUCGGAUCGCCAGCUGCCGUUCUAUGGCUUUGGCAUAUAUGUUGGCCGCGAUGGUAAAGAGCAUCUUGGUAUUGAUCGCUUCCACCGUCCUGGUAGGACUGAUAUGCUUAUUACUACCGGGACCAUGAAAUGA